Molecule: messenger RNA, 20334 nt
Organism: Porites lobata
Lineage: Eukaryota; Metazoa; Cnidaria; Anthozoa; Scleractinia; Poritidae
Source: the annotation of a GenBank genome assembly
AUGAACUUGUUCGUUUUGUUAGGAAACCCCGUAUACCGCCGCUGGUUUCUAGAUGGCAGUGAUCCAGAUGUGAGGUUAGUGGGGUUAUAUGUAUCUAGUUUGUUUAAUGUUGGGGGCGGGGAGGGGCGGGGGGAAUGGGGUUUGGCUUUUUAUGCCUUACCCCUACUGUCGGAUUUCCAAAUAUUUUAUACGACAACGUCUUCACUUCUUAGCUCUCUCGAACUCUUUAAUUUUUUUUUAGAUUGACCAUUCUCUUUUUAAAAAAUAGUGGCUUCAACGUUAAUAUGACAGGUAAUUCUUUUAUUCACAGCUAGAUUCUAUUCACUGGUUUUUGUGAUCUUACAGGUAUUUUGGUACCGUUAACCAUACUAAAGGCUGGUGUCCUGGAAGCAAAGCGGCGACUUUCAAUCAGAAUGGUUCCUAUGCUACUGUGCCCAACAUUAACAUAACAACCUGUGACUUUACGAUUGCUUUUUGGGUAAAGUAUAUUGGUGUUGACGGGCCUAUACUGGCACUUUGGUCAAAGGGUGGAAAACUAUUUUUCGUUACGGUCAAGAAUUUCCGACUCAUUUUAUCGAUACACAACACUUUCCACUUACCAAUCAAUUACUGGAAUCACGUAGCAGUAACCUGUCAGCUGCAUAUGAUCAAGGUGUUCUUUAAUGGUACGGAAGAGGCAUUAAUGGACGAAUGGAAUGAGUAUUUCUUCUCAUCGUUUGGCCGUUAUCAAUCACAGUACAUCAUAGGGAAUGCUCCAGGUUUAGUCCAGAUGCCAAUGGCAAAUGGGGUGUUUGUUGGAGCAGUCAUGGAUCUUUAUGUGACUGGAAUGGCUUUAUCUGCGAAGCAGGUCUCUGACCUGAGUAAAGGUGAGAGUAGUAUCUAUUCGAGGGUAAAUCGUAUUGUUCGACUCCAGUCUCAAGUCCUUAAUCGAGUUCAGUUGGAUGUAAAAAAUUGAACGUUUUUUUUUUUACAGUUAUGGUUUACCCUUUCAAAGAUUGCGCUAGCAUAAUUUUUUUUUUUUGCACAAUUCGUCAUCAAUUUUCCAAACACUAUUAUAGUAAUUUGCACUUUGAUUAUUUACUUAUUUACCAGCUUUGCCGGACACAGGCCUGCAGAGGGAAUGUGCACGAACGGGACUCAGGUCCCAUGCAAGGUGCCAUCCCUGCCCAAUCCCACAACCCGUAAAGGUUGGCCACACCAUCGGGGUAUACGACCCCUACUCUUUUCGAAUAGUGAUGUGGGUUCUUUUACGUCCCACAAGAACAAAUCAGUGAAAGUGCUGUGAGACGGGACCUACGUUUUUUCGUCCUUAUCCGAGAAGACUAGAAAGUCUAACCAUUUGCAGAUGUCAUUACAAAGGCAGCACUUUCUUCUCAGUUUUUUAACGACCCUGAGUGUUGGUCCGGCCGGGGUUUGAACCCGCGACCUACCGCUCGGCAGACCGGCGCUCUCCCAACUGAGCUAACCAGGCGGCUGUAGUUUUACAGCAAAAAAAUUGAUCAUGUCAGUUACCAAUUCUUUUUGGCCCGAGAGCAGAAUUGCAGGCAAAUUUUAGUAACAAAAACCAAUUUUUUUGUCUACUUUUUGUCAUCUAAGUCCAGCAGAACUCUUUUUACAGAACGCAACGCAUGAGCAUAAUUAGCUGGGUUACUUAACCCUAUUCAGACUAGGCUUUUUUGGUCAAUCUGUGACUGGGGGGGGGGGGAGGGCUCCUCGGACCCCCCCUCUGUAUCUCUGGAACAAAUAAUGCUAGGGUCAUGAAAUUUACACACAAUGAUCAUCUCCGUACAAAGAAGCCCCACACCCAGUUUUGACUUGCCACGCCCAAUGAUGACGUCACAGUGACGUCAUAUUCCGAUUUUUUAAUGUUUCUUAUUAUUUUUCCACUUAGAUACGUAAAAUAUCAAUAAUAUUGGUAAAGUCAUCUCUUUGUUAUCCUUUCUUAUGAACUAGUAACAAGGAAACACUUGUACAGCGAGAAAAAGCAAUAGGAAGUAAUAAAAUUUAAAAUUUGAAAUGGUUGUCCGCCAUCUUGGAUCCGCCAUCUUGGAUUUCCGUUUUUUUUGUUAAAAUUAUAAUUUAAAGCAACUUUCAAAGGGGAAAAAGCUCAGAAUGUAUAAAAGAAGUAUCAAACUAAUGUUUAUUACCCAAACAAAUGACUUUGGAAGUGUUAUUUGGAAAAUAGAGCAGCAUAUUUGUCAAAGCAAAAAAGUGACAAAUUUUACCCCACCCCUCCCCCCCAAAUAUUCGAUGUUGAAACAUUUUGAUGUGAUUCAAAAACUAGUCCCAAGCAAAGACCAUUUUAACAACAAAAAGCAAUAUAAGUGUAAAAACGCGAUCUUAAAACAAAAAAAUCACCAGUUUUUAAAUUUUCCAAAACCUAUGUGUCAGAAACUGGUUGCCAUGGCAACAUGAUUAAUCAUAUGGACAUGGUAAAUGCAUCAAAAUGUUCCUAGAUAAAUUUUAGGAAAAGUCAGAAAAUUUGAACGUCAUAGCUCUUUCGAUGUAGGAGUUAUCACGAUUUUGCCGGAGGGGGCGUUCGAAAAGCGCCCCCCCAGUCUGAAUAGGGUUAAGAUGGCGUUCACGAGCUGGUUGUUAAUUGUUUGAGUUUUAAUAGUUGUUAGACAGUUUUGUAGGUUUAGUGGUGUACCAUUCUACAUUUAUCUUUCACUGCAAACACGUCAGUGGAAAUAACUAAAUAAUCGUAGUAUUUUUCUCUUGGUAAUUAAAGGCAAACCAAUUGCACCCGUGAUAAACAUCGAAGACUCGGAAAUACAUGAUUGCAAAGUCAAUGUAACGUGGAGUAGAAAGGAAAUAUGCACCAUAACGAAGAUCACUGUACGCUUCAGGGAGAUAAAGCCACUAGGCAUUGAAGCUGAAUGGACAGAACAUAAGGUUCGUUCAACCACCUUCCAUCUUUUAUCUCUGGAAUGCGACAAGGGGUACGAAAUUGGAGUGUCUUCCUGGUUUGGAGAUGUUGAAGGCGACUGGUCAGUUUCUUGGAAAGUUAAAACCCGCUCUACAGGUGCGAUAUUACCUUAUGUACACUGUAUGUCUAAUAGCUGAGGGAGAUUUGGUAUUUACACUUAACCAUAACCAAUCAAACCUCUGCGAACGCCCAUAAACUGUACACCUUAGAGAAGCGGGCAACCCCCUUCUGCUCCCUCAAAAGCCACGUAGACAGUAAAACAAAUCACGACGGAAUUAACCACAUGAAAGUCUUAAGAUGUUUCAAGAACAACGAUAAAAGUAAACAGAUGAGCCUCCGCAAAUGGGGAGCUAAAGCUAAAUAUAAUUUUUAUACUUUUAGCGAUAGUUCUCCUUCAAAUAGCCUGUCAUGACGUAUGUUUACAUUUUUCAUGACCAUCUCGACUUUUGGGCCUCAGUUGGCAAAUUGGCGAUGAAGCCAGCAAAAGUAUAACAAUUUCUUCAAUCGAAACCACUUUCACUGAAAGAGAUAAAAAAGGUUUUUAGAAACUUUUUUUUUAUCAUCAUUGAGAAAGAGGUUAUAGUGGAUACGUCAAUCUUCAGGGGAAAUGAUUAAUAUAGGAGACUAUUAAUCCUGUUAAAUUUCAGAAAAAUAUCCGGGAUGGUAAAAUUUUGUUUGUUCGUUUCAAAGUUAUGAAUGAUCAAAGUCAGCCCGGGUGCUUUGAUGAGGAGUGCCCCGGGAGCUUCAGCAGCCACGGCUGCGACAGUGACGAAAACGUCACUUAAAAACCGAACACACGCUAUUUCAAACUUUAUCGCUCUUAUAAUUACCUCCAUCAAGUUGUCCAAUGUUGGCCAAUAUUCAUACGGGCUAAAUUCUAAAGAAUUGUGUAGGAGUUUAGAAAAGAAAAUCGCUAUCAUGUGUUCAAAUCCUCGAUACACGUAAAAAUUGGCAGUUUCAAGCCGUGGUCGUAUAAUGACGGCAAAGAACUGGGAUGCUAAAACAGGGAACAGAGAGCAGGGAACGAGCAAGGGAAACAAACAGACAAUUGGAAAUGAAACUACUGAGAGGGCUGGGAGUGGGCUAGGGCUGAAGUUAGGACUUGUUCCCAUUUUUCAUUUUCCCGUUCUCCGUGCUCGUUCACCGUUUUUAAUUAUAGUAACAUCCCAAAGAACUGUAUAAAUAAGCGCAGAAACUCGUAAGGGGUUGAAACGUGUAACCCGCGUUCAAUGCUCGUGAAUAUUCACUUUUGCCAUAUUUGGAAACCUUAGUGACAGAUAUCCAUUUUCAACACAAUGGCUGCCGCGCGAUCACCAUGCAGAUGUUUUAAGACAAGUGUUAUGCAUUUCAGGCUUAAAAAUACACCGUUAAAAGACAAAAAAAUGGAAAGAGAAAGUUCAAAAGAAUGCUCAGCGUUCUUUUUGUGGAGGAAGGGAUGCUUUUCAUCAAGAAAUCGUCCUUCGAGGAAUUCAACCUUGUUUUCUUCACGACGGAUGUCUGGUCUGUUUUGAAACGCAUGCAAGGCAGUGAAGUUUUUGCUGAAUUUUCAGGUACAUUUUGCACUCUAUGGCCAAGACAAUUACGUUCUUGAAAGGGAAUUUAUGUAUUUUUAAAUGUUUCAUAGACGUUUUAUAAAUUUUUCUCUUCGGCGCUAAACAAAAAUUACAAAAUGUUCCCCGAUUUGAGAUGGAUUUUGUGUUGAAUUUUGCCAUGUUCUCAGCCGAUUUCACUUGUGUGAACGGAUCCACGAUCGAGAUACUGUUUUCAGAAUUGCUUUAAAGGAUUAACUUUUUGGAUUUUGAAUAAAGAUUUUCAAGAAACGGCUUCUCUGUCUAUUGUUUUGAGUUUUUUCUUUCGAUCAUAAAAUUAGCUCAAAACACGAUCGUGACUACAACAUCCAAGCUGAAUUUAAGCUUAAAUGCUUCUCACAUUCAUUACACGCAUCACUUUUUGCGAAGAUGUCAGGUUCAGGUUUUGGACACUUUUCGAUAUGCAGCUAAUCAAUUUUAUUCGAAAAUAUUUUUUACUGUUUAUUCUAGACUUUUAAAAGCCUAUUUGCAUUAUAAGUUUACUGUGCAGAGGGUCAACGAGGCAUCGUUUUUUGAAGUGACAACUUCAAGAAGUUGUGAGGACGUCAAAGGGUUUCAUAAUGUUACGUUUGGCCCGGGUGGUAAGGCAACAAUAUCCUGCUCAGUGUUUCGGUAAGAUUCCUGGUUUCAACCUUUGAAAGCUUCCUCGGCUUUCAGGAGUUUUUGCCCCGUUUGUUGGCCAUUUUUUUAAGCGGGAGCGGGAACCUGAAGUAAAACUACGUCACGUUGUUUACGAAGUUUGAUUGGUCAGUUAUUUCUUCUUCUCGUUCCAAAUAUGGUACUUUCGAAAAUGAAUAAUCACGAGCAUCGGACAAAGCAAACAUCUGAGAGUUACACGUUUCAACCCCUUAUGAGUUUCUGAUAAGCGUGUUGCAAAGUUGUCGUUCUGCUAAAUACGUAUUACGGCUGACAAACCAGCGUUCGUGCCCCUCUCGUUGCCUCCGCCAUUAUUCUUGUUAUUAUAAUAGCUGUAAUUCGUCCGAUUUAUGCUCCCGAAGCGUUAUUAGAAAUAAUGAACAAAGCAAUAAUAAUAAUAAUAAUAAAAGAUUAUACGCGAUUCUAUUACAUGGACUAAUACCCGGAUUUUUGAAAACCGGGUUAGCAAAAAUAUCAACUCAUUCUACUACUUGGCAAUUUAAAACAACAAAACUCACUCAAAGGUCGAUUAAAAGCCUUUAUAUGACGCCGGGCAGAACGUUAAUGGUCCCUAGCAGCAUUCCAACUAGUCUCCCUUGCAGCCGUUUUUUGGAUGUCACGCAAAGCUCCCCCAAAAGAACGGCUGCUGACAUCCGAACUACAUUCCUUUCUCAUUGUCCUUGCGGUGUGUUUGCGGUCCAUUGAACAGACCAAUCACAUACCAGAAAAUCUGAAUGACGUAAGGUUUCGCGCUACAUCCGCACACAUUUUAAACCUACAGAGACUUUUCCUGUAACCCUCACGGGGUCAGAAAAGGUCUCAUAAGGGCGAAGCCCUUAGACUUCUGAGAGCUAACUCCUCAGCUAAUUAAAUCCUUCUAUGAGAACAGCUAAAACUUCAAAAAACGCAUUCGCGCUAGUGGUUACCGUCACAAUCUCAUAGAAAAAUCACCUCUGAGGUUACAUUUACCGAUCGGAAGUCAGCUUUACAAAAGAACAAUGAAGUGCGAAAGAAAAUUCUGCCUUUCGUUACCACGUACCACCCUGCUUUGCCGAACCUUAAAAACAUUUUAAUGAGCAAAUGGCACUUAAUUCCAGAUCAACCACAAUAGAAAUAUACAACGAUCGUCCCAUCAUUUCAUAUAAAAGAACAAAAUCGCUGGGAGAUAUCCUCGUUAGAGCAGAACUAUAAGGUCACGUAUCACACCGUGAUCACGAGCUUAUGAGUCGUGUUUUACCUGUCAACACCUUCCACAAAAACAUCUUCCUUCUCGACGAAAACGUUUCUAAUUGCAAACUUCUGGUAAGCAUUAAGCUCGGAAAUUUUGAACUUUGACGACGCUUUGCGAAAAGCUUCUUCAAGCGAAGCCAUUUGUCUUGGGUUGCUUGUGAUACUUUUCCACAUGAGGAUCGCGAUAAAAAACGAUAUGUGAUUGGACGAGUCUCAAACGGUGAGUCUGGCACGAAAAGGUUCCUAAAAAUGGGGGAGCGUUGCGUGACAUCCAAAAGGGCUGCGAGGGAGACUACAUUUCAACGAGUCCAAAUCUAAAAUGACGCAAAUUAAAUUUUAAAUUCGCGAAGUUUCAAACCAGUGUCAUUUCAGUCUAGAAAUUUUUAAGUUGAGUGAGCUGCAACGAAAGAAUGCCAGGUUAAGGCUUACAUAACAACUUAAAUAGUUAGCAAAACACUCCUUUUUCCGCGGCCAUUAAUAUUGUUUCGUCAGUGUUUAGCUUAGCUGAUUGCACCUUGGAAAAGCAACUCUCGACUCAGGAAAAAUGGAUCUAGGUUUAGUUUCAGCGGGCUCUAAUGGCAUUGCACCAUAGGCCGGUUUUUGCAGAUAAGAAGGUGAUAAUUUGUGCACUGUGUUUCAUUCAGUUUGUUGUCUAUUCCAUGCGGAAUCCUGUUCUUUAUAAGAGGCACAGAAUAUUUUGGCGAAACCGCAGUUCAACCACGCGAUCACAUACCUGUCAACACCAUGCGGAAAUCACACAAUCACACACUUUCGCGGCGCUGAUAAGACUAUCCCCAACCACGCAUAAUAUUCUAACGUUUAACAUAAGCGAAAUAUCAUCGCAUAACUCGAAAAAACUCAGCCUAUUGCCAGAUAAACACCUCUGGACGUUUCUCUUACACUCGUCUCUCGUUCCCGGAUGUAGAGUCGUACGGAGUCUUGGCCCGGGUCAAAGUUCACCUGCAAUUUUGCUCUCACCUAAUUCAUUUGAAUCCUAAGAGCCUGUUCCCGAGGCCAAAGACUUAGUGGUCACCUUAGAAAAGCGAAUAAUAUCGUAUCUCUCUGUCUCAGCCCGGAUCGGGGUGAUUGAUCUGUUUAGCCAAAUGAAACGAGAAUACAAUGCGAAAUUGGACGACUCAGACUCUGCGAAUUGUAAUAACUUUGUCCCAUCUCAGAGCUUUAAAUGAUGCUCUCCGGGAAACGUUUCUCAAGGUGACCAAUCUAUAAAACUGAACUACUACACGGCACCGAAACCAGCUUUAGGCGUCCGCUGAUUUCAAACUGAUAACUGUCACUUGUGUUAAAAAGGAAUUGUGGGCAGGGAAAAAAGUAGGGGGGGGGGGAGUAAGUUAGUAAUUAUGUUUACAUCCACUUCUACACAAAUCCCUAACCACAAGACAAGCCAAAAAAAUACGUCAUAAGCAAACAACACAGUAAACAAGCUAUUAGACAGGGGAAGUUGAGAAAAAUUACAAAAUGUUUGCUAACCCGGUUUCCAUAACUCCAGGUAGACUUGUUUUCCAGAACAAGGUUAAUCGAACAAAUCCUAAACAGCAGGUGCCCUAACCCCACCGCUCCUUACUGAAUAUAGGUACGGUACAUUCAGGGUAACUAGAGUCAUCCAGAAAUUCCGCUUUUUAUAGCAAAUGCUUACAACUCUCCUCAUACAUCAUAGCAAUCAUGCCGCCAAACAAGUAACUAGUCGAUUAUUUACAUAAGCUUACUUCUUCACACGAUCGUACGAAAUGAUUUGCCGGCACUCACCAAAAGAAUCCACUAGUGCUGACCCGUCAAGUCUUUCACGUAGUUUUCGCUCUAGCUUAUUAUUUUCUUCAGCUUCUUCUUCGUACUUUUUUUAAACCAUUCUUCAACAGCGAAGGGUUCAUCGUCAUAUACCAUGACAGUUUUCAGGCUUUCAAAUUCUGAAAAACGCAGCUAUCCCUUUCAAAGAAGAGCUCCCGUUUCAGCCUCUGGCUGCCCCUUCUAACCUACUCAAAUAAAGUACGUAACUAUGUAUGUAUGUAUGUAUGUAUGUGUGUAUCUACGUAUGUAUGUAUGUAUGUAUGUAUGUAUGUAUGUAUGUAAUGUGUGCAUGUGUGUAUGUAACAUUUACAAUUGCUUGUAUCCCUCAGUGAUCAGCAAGGCUCUUACCAGUAAAAGUGAUCCUACGUCAGGUGGUUUUAUUAGCAAAAAUGAUCCUACAGGAGGCUCCCCUAUCGCUAAAAAUGAUACUGCAAAGAUUGCCUGGAUAAUGCUGGGAGUUUGCGUGGCUCUUUCUGCUUUGGUGGUGGGGAUAAUUGUCUACCGUAAGAGAGCAAAGAGGACUGAUAAACGGUAUUUCAUUCAAAUGUUAUUAUCACUCAAAUUUAGAAUAUUAUGCUUUGAUGCUGAAUUGCUCUAUGAUACAAAUAUAGAUGCGGAAACUGUAGGCGAUAUUAUUUUUACGUAAGUGUCUGGGCAUGUCUAUCUGGUGUCUUACUCACUCCCAAGCCACAAGUGACCUUUCUUACCGGCCAAAGCAGUGUAACUCUUACUAAAUUGUAUCAACUAGGAAGCCGACCCUGAUUUUAGCAUUACCACGAGCCCAUGAUUAAUGACCAGAAAUUUCACUUACAUUUAAUUUGCACUUCGAUCCAGUGAGUCCGACAUAACUGAGCUUAUGUUGCUGGAAGUCCCACCCGAACGGGUUACUACCAUGGAGGAACUGGGAAGAGGUGCUUUUGGAAGAGUUUAUAAGAGCGUGAUGAGGGGGCUACCUGAAAAGAUGACAUCCUCGAAACCCAAGGAUCACAGUUUGGAUUCGCAUGCGGGACGUAUUGUUGCUACAAAAGUUCUACCAGGUGCGUGAAUUCAGAAUGACUUACUUUUUCAGCAGACGUCUCAAUGCUAAACUGAUUUACGGGAGUGACUCUUAACAGGUUUGAAUUAUUUAAUCCGAUAGGUAGCAAAUAUCGUAUUGUGGAAAACAGAAUCUCAAUACCCUAUCAGUAACAGAGUGCUGUACCUCAAGGGUCCAUUUUAGGUCCUUCAUUUUUUCCUGUUUAUAUUAAUGACCUCCCCGAGUGUUUGCAAUUUGCCAAACCGCGGGCCUUCACUAAUUGGACUAUCGGAUAGACGUUUUAUAAUGAAUAAAUCAAUGUAGACACAAGAACCUUCAGUGAGAUCGAGGUCAGUAUAUUGAUAAGGUGUGUUCAAAGGUUAGUCGUGUUAUAAGUGCUCCUUAGCAGGCUCGAGAUUAUGUGUCAUUAAAUGUAUUGAAAGUAUAUAGCGCUUUAAUGUAGCCUUUCUUUGACUACUAUGACGCUGAAUGGGUUAACCUGACUAUAGGGCUAUUGUAGUCAAAAAUUGCAAAACAGUGCAGUCCUCAUAAUUACUUCUCAGCGCUGUGAAACGAUAUAAAAUUAUUAAACCAAACUGUUAGUACAUGCAUUCGUAAUGUGUAGAUUGGUCGUUCCAAUUCUCCUAUGUGGUCUUCUCAAAUACGUUAUUCUCAGUUUUCUGUCAAUUGAGAACUUUCUCUGAUCGUGUGUGGUUGUAAAUGUGACCACAUCACUGCUUUACUUAGAGAAUUACAUUGGCUUCCAUUGGGGCAUCUGUGGCGGAAUUUAAUUUUUUCAAGUCCGAGCUAUAAUCAUCACUUGUUUCAAACUUACAAGCCUGUUAGGAGUUUGCGAUCAUCAACCAUGAACUUGUUAAUGACACCCAGAUCAAAGUUAAAAUUUCAUCGGACGAUCAUGCUUUUUCGUUUUUUGGCCCUAAACUUUAGAAUGAUUCUCCAGAGCACUUACGGUGUAAAAUGUGACCCUAUUUGGGAAAACCAGGCUUAACGAAAACUCCGUUGAACCGUUUUUCCAUUUCAACGCAUUUUGGAAACGUUCGAAUGCAUUGCAGAUCAUUUUCAAUGCAUUUUAAAACAUUGACAACGUUCGCGAACGAAAACGAAAUGCAUUGAAGAUCAUUUUGAAUUCAUUUUGAAUCAUUUGCACCGCGUUUUAAAACGUUCACAAUGCAUUUCAGUUCAGCUGAGUAUCGCAUUGAAAAACAUUCACAAAAGUGCAGACAACCCAACAGAACACAAGAACCUUGAAUACGUCGACGAAAAUCAAUGAACAUGCACUGUGUCCUAAUCGAGCAGCAAAUGCUCUAAAAAAAUAUUGAACUUUAGAAAUCUACUUGAUAUUUACAACUUUUAAAUUUCUGAGAUGUAGAGGCAGCCAAUUUAGUUUUCACCGUGCAAAAUUUAAUUGUUAACUCUAGGCCGUUCACCUUUCGUGUCCGUGGCUUUUUCCACGUUAACCACGAAAACCACUAACAAGCAGCUAACGAGUAACAUGCAGACAUUCAAAGCAUUGUCACGAACAAACGUUUGCGGUCCUUCUCUCCUUUCGGCACUGUUCCCACGUAUUAAAUAAAAAUCCAUCAUAACUUGCUCUCAAACUGAUUGCCAACGAGCCAUCCGAGCGUCGAGGCAUCAGCAGAAUAGAGCCGCGCAAGACUCGGCUGUAGGCAGAAAAAUUCUCGAUCGAGCUUCAAAAAGUGUAACCUCAAGUAAUGAAGAUUCCCCUGAGACCAAGUGGUGUGACAGUUUCAGUCAAUCAAAAGGCGGUAAACUUACUUGGCGCACGUGUGUUCUUUCCUCAGCGGCACGCGAAGACUGAACUUGAAUGUGGUACGCUUUUAUUGUUUGUUCACCUAAAUCUGGCCCAGGCAGUCAAGGAAAAUGAAAACUUGAUGCAUGGUAUUAAUUUAAGGAGCCAUUAAUGUAAGGUGUUAACGAAGAGAAGCUUGUAAAACAACAGUCCAAACAAAGAAAAGUUUUCCAUGUGAAACAAGCAAUUCUCACCACUAAAAAGGAUCAGAUUACACGAGGAGAUAAGAAAAGCUUGAUACGAAGAAUAAAGUCGCUUCUGUUGGAAAAUCUGAUGUUGGGGAAAAAAUCUAACCAGCAAAUGGAAAAAUAAGAAUAAAAAGAAUUACGAGCCAAAAGCGAACGACAAAGCCAAAAAAACAACGCUACUUUUUUCGAAACCUGGCCGAGUUUAUAAUAAAGUGAAAACAAAAUACCGACGUGCCGUACAUCGCAUGUCCUUGAAAACAUUUCAAGCAGCGCAGCGAAUCAUUCUGAAAAAAAAAGGGAACUCGAACGAACACCAGACACAGUGAGUCCACAGAACAAUUUUUGCUUAUUAUCGCUGAAAUUUCGACAUUAUAUAUUUCUGUAGUUCAUUAGGUUGCUUUUUACUAGCUGUGCACAAUUUGUUUGUUGGGGUGGCUAAACGAUCAAACAUUUGUUCGUAACGCGAAAUGUUGGUUGAAAAUAUUUGACCAAGAUCAAACAUGGAAAAGCCACUUAAAUGCGUAUGAGAGGCGGCUAAACGGUCAAAGAUGCUCUUCCAAGACGAUGUUGGAUGAAACUAUUUGAUCGUUUAGCUGGGGCUUAAUCUUUAUGUUGACCGAACGCAGAGUUUAUUUUAUAAAGGUCACGUUGUCACUCCAAAGGUGAAUUUAAUAAUAUUAUUUUCAUUCUGAUUUUACAAUUUUCUAAACAAGCUUUGUGAAGCGUUUCCAGUGCAUUGCUAAUGCAUUGGAAAUCAUUUCAAGAUCAUUCUUGAACAUUUAAAAACAUUGGCGGUGUUUCAUGAAUGAAUUGGGGAACAUUGCAAAUGCGUUGUGCAUCGUUCUCCAGCGUUGUAAUGCAUUCUAAAUGCAUUUGAAAUUCAUUGAAAUGCAUUUGAACGCGGUUUUCGUUAAGCCCGGUUUUCCCAAAUAGGGUCACAAAUGGAGUUUUAAUAUUCGUUCUUCUAAGACCAAUCUUAAAGCUUUAAAAACUUCUAAGCGUAAUUUUUAUUUUGUAGUUCUGUUUAACAAUUUUUCUGCUUUGUUUGUAAUUUAACGAGUUGCUGCUUUCUUGUUGUUUAAGUUUAAAACAUUUACCGUAAAGCGCCUUAGAGCUUGAUGAUGAUAAUGAUGACGAUGACGGUGAGCCGAAAACCCUUCAUGAAACCCAACUACAAAAGCAUACAGGGAUGUCCCUGUCUAUGCAGAGUCAAUGAAAGUGAGCCAGUUAGAUAGAUGGGUUAGGAAUACAAAUGUACACUCAAGGAAAGUCAUAUUACUGGAGAUGAAGUGAUCGUGGGUCGAGAAUAGGGAAGCAAUUAAAGAACACAAAACGUGGCGUCUAGAAUUAAAAGACAAGUUUCCGGAGUAAAAGAUCUUCUAGUAUUACAUCAUGUUACAUGCCGUGCUUGGUGAUUGCUAGAUGAAGAGAACUGACGGAUUUUUUAAGACUUUGUUUUAUCUACGUCACUUAACUUAGGGAACCAUUUUUUUCACAAAUAGAUUUAUCUCAAGCAGAAAUUAGGACCUGAGCUAUUGACUGUGUUUUGUUUCCAUAGGUUAAAUAUACUUUUAUUUUAAUUAGGUCUUUUUUUUCUUUACAUCUGGUUUUAGUUGUUUAGCACUAACUGAUAUCGUGAAGCAUUUACGUAGGUCACUGUUACCCGGAUUUUCUUUAAAUCUUUUGUUUUUUAGAAAAUGCCGCGGAGGAGGACAAACGGCAAUUAGUUCGGGAAAUUGAGCUGAUGAAGGAAAUCGGCACACACCGUAAUAUUGUGAGCAUGCUCGGCUACUGGAUCCAAUCACCUCCCAUUAUGUUAAUCAUGGAAUAUGUUCCAAACGGAGAUCUUCUUCAGUGGCUCAGAAUCAAAAGGCGACAGGUAUCAUUAAUUUAACAGCUGUAUCAAUAAAAAUUUGCUGCCCUCUUUUUUUGCCUUUUGUUUAAAAAAUACCUGCUUGCCAUUUGCAAUAGCGCUGCGCACAGGUAUUAUUUAUAGAACUCAAACUCAGACGAACAAAUUCCUCACUUUUGUUUGUUUUUUGUCAUUAAAAUGUCAAACUUGUCCGACUUUUGUCAUGAAAAUAACAAAAAUGCCAGAUAUCAGACAAACAUUGCAAAUUAGUCACUCUGACGUCAUUGUAUUCUGUGCUGUACUUUAAUUUUCUAAAUGAACAUCCUGCUGCGUGUGUAUGUUCUUCUUCUUACAUUGUGUGGUCUCUUAGGGCACAUCUAAAAAGCCUUGUCUUCAGUAAAAAAUAAUAAGAUGCUAAACAACUCGAUGUGAACUUUUAUACAUGUUACCUAUGACUUAAGUUCUCAAAGACAGAGGUGCACUUAAAAAUGUAGAUCAAUGCAACCUGAUAUUCGUAUUUUUGCAAACGCAGUUUAUAUCUGCAGCCAGAUCUUCUGUUUAGAUGCUAUUCAUUUAUUCGGAAAACAAAGAUCGGUAAAUACACAAAAAUUUGUGUUCAACACUGAGUUAAUUAAGUCAAGUUUGCCCCGGUAGGAACAGUUAAGGUUUCCGGGAAACUGCCCACCUAUCGCUUCCCUAAGAGACAUUUUGCCCUAAGUGAGAAGGUAGUGUUAAUGUUGUUUUAGGGGAAGGGUAGGUGGUCAGAAGAGAAAAAAAUAACCUUGACGUUUUGAGCGUUUCGCCCCAGGGUGUACUCCAGCCCGAUAGGAUGCGGAUCUCCAUCCUUAAAUAUGGUAUCCUUGUUGCCCUUAUAUUAAUGGCGCAGUGUUGCCGAUGUGAUCUUUAGAUAAGGUACCGUUAUUCUAUCAGGUAAAUUCACGUUCGUUAAUGCCCUACACACGAGAAGCAAAUCAUAGAUCUGUUAAAACUGAAUUUUUCUUUAGAACUGAUUAGGAGCACGAUUUAAGGAAGUUUUUAUCUGUUUCCAUUAAUUCUUAGGUUUUGUUUUUCCCUUGAACUUGGCCUCAUUUUCCAUGUUUGGGUGUUCAAUAAGAUAUUGGUUUUCGCUUGUCUCAACUAUUCGAAUUUUUUAGAGUACUCCCUCCCUCCACCCCCCCCCCCCAGGUGGGCGUUAACCUUUUCUGGUCAGAACGAAUCACGGGAUUACUAAUGGCAGGGCUACGCUAUUGCUUGAACGUGGUAACAAGACAAGAAUAGUUUAUUUCAACGAACGCUUUUCUUUCUGGUAACUUACUUAAUUUUUUCUCAUUUUCCCAUGUAUUCACCGUAGUUGAGCUCCGCCAUUUGAUAAACCGUCCUUGAUUAGAGCUUCCAAACGUCUUCCACUUAAAAAGCCCGUCAGCUUUUCGAUCCGCGGUCUUUCAAUGGUGACUAGACGAGUUAUUCAAAUCAGCCGAUAACACCAGAGUUUUGUUUUUCACCCUCCGACCGACGUAGUAGAAAAGUUAUUUUCUAAGGUGGCUCGAUACAGUUUUUCAGGGUCAAUAUCUCCCAAGUUUGAGCAUAAACUACGUCGCCAUAAACAAAGAUUUGGAAAAUUGCCACCACAGUUGUAUUAGAUAAAGAUGAAAAUUUGUUAUGAUCAAGGUUGCAAUGACAUCGGAGUUGUCAUAGCAACGAAAUGACGCUAUUACCUAAUUCACUUGCAGCAGUAUUUCUCGGCACUGGGAACUGUUCUUCCAAAAUCGUUUGCUGGAGCUUUUUUCUUCAAUAGCCGCCUCGAUGUUCGUGAAGUUUAAGCGAAAUCUGUAAGAGCGUUAUCGAGAUAUUUUAGGAUAAAGUUUUUAUGGUUAGAAAAGCGUUAAAAAAAUGGACAAUCUUAAUAUUAAGCUGUUAUCGGUAGAAAACGAAGCGCUUUUGACAUGCAAUUUCACCUCAUUGUAGUUUCAAUCCUUUCAAAAACGUGUGUGACAGAUAAUGGAGCCGAUUGCUAGAAAGAAGGGUUUUAUUAGUAUGCACCGAAGUGCUCUUGUUAGCGGUUUUGUAAACAUUUUGGUCUUCUUUAACAAAUUAGCGAAUAGUUUUUAAACCGCUAGAUAGAUUUUUUGAAAAUUCAAUAUUCUUGAGAUUAACCUUCCGUUUAUAUGCCCUUGUAGUUUCAAGAUUAUUGAUACAUUGUAAGGCAGUAAAAUAAGAGCUACAAUUCGUUAAUUUUUUGUCGGAAGUUUCGUUAUUACAAUUAAGUAAAAGCCUCUCAUUAUUCAAGGUAUUGUCUCCAAGUUUUAUUUUCACGUGAACAGCAGUAACUAACAAUGCAUUUAAAAUAUGCAACUUAGUUAAAGAAGACGAAAAUGUUUACAAACAGCUAACAAGAGCGCGUCGAUACAUAUACUAUAGUAAUCAAAUCCUUCUUUCUAGCAAUCGGCUGGAGCUAUCUCUAUGAUCUGUCACCCACGUUUUUAAAAGGAUUGAAACUACAAUGAGGUGAAAUUGCAUGUCAAAAGCGCUUCGUUUUCUACAGAUAACAGCUGAAUAUUAAGAUUGUCCAUUUUUUACCGCAUUUCUAACCAUAAAAACUUUAUCCCAAAAUAUCUCGAUAACGCUCUUACAGAUUUCGCUUAAACUUCACGAACAUCGAGGCGGCUAUUGAAGAAAAAAGCUCCCGCAAACGAUUUUGGAAGAACAGUUCCCAGUGCCGAGAAAUACUGCUGCAAGUGAAAUAGGUAAUAGCGUCAUUUCGUUGCUAUGACAACUCCGAUGUCAUUGCAACCUUGAUCAUAACAAAUUUUCAUCUUUAUCUAAUACAACUGUGGUGGCAAUUUUUCCAAAUCUUUGUUUAUGGCGACGUAGUUUAUGUUCAAACUUGGGAGAUAUUGACCCUGAAAAACUGUAUCGAGCCACCUUAAAAAGCCCAUUAUAAUAUUUUGGUGUAGAUAAUAAUUGGCCGUCCUGAAGCCCUGUACGAGACAUGACGUCACAAGGUCAAACCAAAUAUCAAGAAACACUUGUCGCGUUUUUGAGACUGUGUAUCUUAAAAUGUCAUAGAAAAUUGUAACAAAGCAGAAGAAAUGCUUAGUUUCUAUUGCAGUUUAAUCCAUUUGAAUUUUCCGUGGUCUAUGUAGAGAAGGGGGCCCACAAGGUAUUCCCAGGUAGAUUUUCAGUUAAACGUCGGUUAAGUAAUCUUUCAAUUCUUAGAGAUUCCUUUUAAAUGGGCAAAAAUAUUUCGGCUAACCAACUGAUGGUGUUGAAGUUGUUUCUGAUGAAAAAAAAACGGUUUCAUAACCAAACGGAAUUCAUUUCAGUAUUUUUUUUGCAGCUUACAAUGAAAAAGAAUCGUCAAAGUGAUGUCGUUGAAAGGCUCAAGCUUCCUGUUCCUGAGAGGCCGAAUUUAGUGUCCAGGGACCUGCAAGCAACAGAUGUCCUGGAUGAAAACCUGAAAGAGGAGAACAGGGAAAGAAGUAAGGAAGAAAGUGGAAAAGAAGGUGUUUAUCAUUCCAGCAAGGCGAAGGAAAUUAAAAUCGACCUGGACGACGAUGAAAGAGGAGUUCUAAUCAACGAAGCGCCUAAAUCUGAGAUGGAACCUCCUUGCUCAAACCUGGGUUACGAAGAUGACAAGCAGGAAGAAGAAAGCGACGAUGUCAACCCGUCACGUGCACAAAGCGAAGGGAAAAAGGGGCCGGUUGCGUCGGUGAUGGUGUUACCUUCGAUCAAUAUUGCCCAUUUCUUUAAAGAAAAAGAGCUCACUCCUGCUGAGCCUUUAAGAAACGCCGAAGAAAAUAUCACCAUCGAGAAAGAAGAAGGCAGCUGUGAGGGCAAGGAAGAUGACGAAGAAGGAAUUUCUGGAAAAGAAGUUCUAUGUUAUGCAUGGCAGAUUGCUAAGGGGAUGGUAAGAACUUUUUCGACUGAAGAAUGCCUUAAGCAAUUUAGUCAUCGUUUGCGAAUCACAAAAAUCUCCCCCUUUCCUGUAUCAUGUUUAAAAUACUGCAUCACUAGUUUUUCUGUGUGUACAAGUAUAUGCUACCUGGUCAUUAGACCGCAGAUUUUUCAAGCAUUCAAAUUGCUGCGUUAAUUAUAAAAGCUAUUGAUUAUGGUUAACUACUUGAUCUUGCUGAAUUUUUCGGGAAACAUAACACGUGUAAAAUUGAGCCGUUUGAUUUUAAAAAAGGCCAAAAAACGAUUUGUUUUAUAGCCCGAGAGGCCUAAAAAUCACAUGGAGCCGUUUGUGAAGGUACCUAUUGAAAUUAAAUCAGGUCUGUUCAUAGUUUCGAAAAGGUGUCUUAUGAAUGUAGUCAUAUGACCGGAAUAAGACUUAACUAUUAGUUAUUUUAUUUGCAUUGUACAACGAAGCUUAACAUUCAUGCCGGAACAGGAAAUAAAGGGGGGAGAAAUGAGCAAAAGCUGAGGAAAGAAAAAGCAACGAUUAAUUUUUUUUGGGGGGGGGGGGACUGGAUGAGCAGCAAGGACAAGAUAAAUACUACCGUAAUCGGAAUAAUGGAAAGCACAAUAAACGGUCUGCAAGUGGAACUGAUGGCUGAAGGGAUUGCUUUUCGUAAACGGCCACCAUGAUGGUUCAAUUGAUAUAUCUGAUGGCUCAGCUGUAACUUUAUUUUUCAGGCAAUAUUCAUCCCUUCGAGUUAUCGAGGGUAAAAUUGUAUAAAAGUGAUCUGAAGAAAAACAAAAAUUACUUCGAGUUAGCGGGAGUUUCGAGUUAUUGAGGGUUCGGGUUACUGAUCAAGGGUAAUAUUACAGUAAUUGUAAGAAGGAAACCCUAGGGGAAAUCGAUUUUGGUUCGAGUUAGCGCAAGAUUCGAGUUAGCGAGGGUUCGAGUCGACUGUAGCUAGUUCACUUAGCUUGUUUAACUUUGACGGCUUUUUGUGCUGAAAGGUAUACGUCGCGAGGAUUACUUAGCCAAUUACUUAAUUUGUUCCUUCGUUUUCCAACAACUGUAACGGAAAUCCUCCCUCCAUUCUUCAAGAAUAAUUGAAAUAUGCGCGACAGUGUCAAAGGCACAUGACCGACGAUCACUUCCUCCCGCUUUCCAGACCGUUUGGCCGGCGCAGCUUGCAGUGUCCUCAGAUAGUAGAGAUGUCGCGUAAGUGUAAGGCACACAAAAAUAUGAGCGCGUGAUCUAGGAAAAAAGGGCGGUGGAGGGCUAUCUUUGAGCCUGAAACAGGCGUUUCAUUGCACUUUGUUGAUUUUCCGCCAAAUCGUUAAAUCGGGAGUUCGUUUACAACGAUAUCCCGAUUAAAUGAUAUGAUUUUGCUAUCCCCGUAAAAUCGGGCUUCUGUAGUUCUACUUUCAUUUGACCUAUCAAAUAGAAAUUUGUGUUGAUCUAUUUCUCUGCCAGGAAUACUUGGCCAGCAAAGGAUUCAUUCAUCGUGAUCUGGCAGCCCGUAAUAUCCUACUUGGUGAAGACAGAGCGGUAAAGAUUGCUGAUUUCGGUUUGUUACGCCACGCAAAUGAGAGUGAGAUUUACGAAGUGACGAGCGUAAACAAGCUACCAAUGAAAUGGAUGGCUCCUGGAACGUUGGAAAGCGGCAUUUUUACAUUCAAGACUGACGUGUAAGUUUAUGUUAAUGCGGUCACUGUUAGGUCAAGCCUGGGUUACAUGUGAUGCUGUGUGACUUUGUAGUUUGCCAGUGCAUUGAGGUUCUUGACAUCAUAGACCCUGCAAUGUACUGUUUAGAAUAAAUAAAUAGAUUUAAAUAGGCAGAAUUUUGGUCAUAACAGUCUGUCUAUAGCAGCAGUUAGGAUAACAGUCAUUAUCACGAAACUGUAUCUCUUGAGAAAUAUUCUGGGACGUGGAAAAUAUAGCCUGUUCAGGCGUUCAACUUGAAAAAAGUAAUGAUAAAAAUCAAUAAAUAGAAACGUUUAGCUGGUCUUGGAUCCCGGAUUCCAGAUACUAGAUUCAGGAUUCCAACUCAGUGAAUUCUGGAUUUAAAAAAGGGCUGAAUUCCAGAUUGUAAUCGUUAGCAGGAUUCCGGAUUCCAAUCUGGAUUCUGGGUUCCAAAUUUCAUUCAUUCCGGAGUUCCCGAGCAAAAGCUUACCCUCACCGAUUACGUUCAAUGGUGCCAGGCUAACAAAGUUUUUUGUUUUCUUUCCCAAAUUUGUUAUUUAUACGAAUUCAACCGUUGCUAUUUCUUUAUCUGCUUCCUUUUAUUGUAGAUGGUCUUUUGGAGUUGUUUUGUGGGAACUAGCCACCAUGGGUAAGCUGGUAUUUUUAAAAACCUUUGUAUAUUUACGCACGUAAAUUUUACGUGCGUGAAUAAAAUAGAGCCAAUGUAUGGAAGGUCGCACAUAAACGUAUAUUUUGAGUUGAAUCUCGCUCAAUACCGACGCUUACGCGCGACCUCUCAAAUAUGUACAUUCAGCACAUUGCCUCUAUUAAACUUACGUGCGUACACAACGUGCGUACGCACGGCGUAACAAUUACGCGACAGUGGAAAUCCACCCUGAUCGAUUUCCGCCGCUCUCUCCGGUCCGGUCUUAUUUCUUUCCGCACCCCGAGAAAAGACUUUCGUAAGGAGGAGCGCGGGCCAAUAAUAAUCAAGCCAAUUAGUUAUUAAGGUUGUUCAAAAGGGGGAUAGCGCUAUUCAAUUAUGGACAAAUCGUUUUCCAGUGGAUAAGUAUUAGAGAAACCAAUUGUAAACUUGUACAUUUCGUUAUUUUCUUCCCCCUCCUAAGCUGACAAAUUGAAAAUAUAGUACAAAAAAGCCUUAUGAUCUUUGAUAAAACAGCAUUCAUCUUGAAAUUAUCAUUGUCAUUUCAGGGGGUACUCCAUACCCUGGGAUAACCCCCAUGAGGCUAUGCAGUUUACUUAAAUCUGGAUAUCGGAUGGAGAAACCCAACACGUGCAGCGAUGAAAUGUAAGUCAGAAUAGAAACAAUAAAAGACGUCCGAAAAGAGGGCACGAUGAAGAAAUCUUUACGCGGUCCUUCAAACAGUUUUUUUUUCUUUAUCGAUUAUUGUCAGCCUCUUCAAAGGAGUGGAAAGUACAGCACGCCUCUUUCCUUUACGUUUCCCCAUUCUAAAAAAAGCCUAGAACAUAAGUGUCUCCAAUAUUAAAAGUAAAUGGAAACAUGAUAUCUUUGUGUGGUAGUAUUUUAAAACAAUGGCUUCCACUCUCAACAGAUACAAACUGAUGAUGGACUGCUGGAAGGAUGAUCCAAAUGAACGACCCUCAUUCUCUCAACUGAUUCCAAUACUAGAAGAGAUGAUGACAGAAGAUACCCCUUAUUAU